GGGGCCGGGGGGGGGGGGGUUCGUGCGCGUGUUCCCGGACGGAAGCACCAAGUGUGGGUUCUAACAUGUGGAGAGGGAACGCGGACGUAGGAGAGCGUUAAGAAACCGAAGGAGGCACCGACAGCAAUUAUGGGACUCCUGGUGCUUUCCACGUGGCUGGUGUUCGCAGCGGCGGUGCCGACCUGGCUGUUGGCCGCGCCGACCGGCGUCCGUGAGCGUCCCUGCCCUCAGAGCUGUCGGUGUGACGGGAAGAUCAUCUACUGCGAGUCCAGCGCCUUCCACGACGUGCCAGAAAACGUGUCGGCGAGCACGCAGGGCCUGUCCCUACGUUACAACAGCCUGGCUAGCCUGAGAGCCCGCCAGUUCGCGGGGCUGGGUCAACUGGUGUGGCUCUACCUGGACCACAACUACAUCAGCGCGGUGGACGGGCAGUCGUUGCACGGUAUACGGCGGCUGAAAGAACUGAUUCUCAGCUCCAACAAAAUUGCCCGACUGGAAAAUAACACUUUUCACGACGUUCCCAAUUUACGCAACCUGGACCUUUCCUACAACAAACUGCAGGUUCUCCAGCCCUACCAGUUUUUGGGUCUGAGAAAACUGCUGAGUUUGCACAUGAGGUCGAACUCGUUGAAAACCGUCCCGAUGCGAGUUUUCCUCGACUGUCGCAACCUGGAGUUCCUCGACAUCGGCUACAACCGGCUACGGAGCCUGACGCGCAACACUUUCGCCGGACUCCUGAAGCUCGUGGAGCUGCACCUGGAGCACAACCAGUUUUCGAAGAUUAAUUUCGCUCAUUUUCCCCGGCUGACUCACCUGAGGGCGCUCUACCUGCAGUGGAACCGUAUCAAAGUGCUGACUCAGGGCUUGUCUUGGAUGUGGACCUCCCUGCAAAAGCUGGAUCUUUCAGGGAACGAUCUUCAAGUCCUGGACCCCGGUACGUUUCACUGCCUGCCUAACCUCCAGACUCUGAAUGUGGACUCCAACAAACUCAGCAAUGUCUCCCAGCAGACGGUGGAGGCUUGGAUCUCCCUCACCACCAUCAGCCUGGCGGGCAAUCUGUGGUACUGCAAUGCAAACAUAUGCCCCCUGGUGGCUUGGCUCAAAGCGUUCAAGGGUAACAAGGAGACCACGAUGAUCUGCGCGGGUCCAAAGGAAGCGCAAGGAGAGAAGGCGAACGACAUGGUGGAGACGUACAACAUCUGCACUGCAACGCCGUCUCCCGCCACCACCACCACAACCACAACCCCACCCCCCAGCGCAAGAUUCAAGCCCGAGCUGCUGUUGCCCCUUUCUACCCAGACCGUCGUGGAUGUAAAGACGACCUGGAACGCCACCGUGUCCCAGGCUCCUACCGUGGUCUCCCCCACCCUCCCGGUGCCGGACACUCGGUAUGUGUUUUUCCAUAAGGUCAUCGGAGGGAGCGUGGCCCUCCUCUUAUCUGCGGCCUUCAUUCUGCUGGUGGUCUACGUCUCGCGGAAGCGCUAUCCCGGCAGUAUCAAGCAGCUUCAGCUUCAGCGCUCCAUGGUCAAUAAGCGGCAGAAAAAGGCCAGGGAGACAGAGCGCCCCCUGAGUUCGCCACUGCAAGAGUACUACGUGGACUACAAACCUUCGCACUCAGAGACAACGGACGUGCUGGUAAACGGGACAGGGCCGUACACGUACACCAUUUCGGGCUCGAGGGAAUGUGAGGUAUGACCGCGGAGCUCCGGGGGAAAGUUCCGUCAGCAGGACAUGAGAGGGUCAAAUAAACAACGCUAAAUCCGGUGAUCCUCAGUGGAGACGAGACCCGGCUGACGUUAGCUUUAGCCGGUGGCCGGUGCCGUCGUAAGUAAUAAUAACUCAUUCAGGUAACAAGAAACAUCAUCUUUCCUGGACGGCUUUUGUAAUCUAGAGAUUUUUUUAUAAUUCUGCUCAUGCACCGCUAGAUCGGGCAGGAGUUCAUGAGCCAUUAACGUGGAGGGAGGCGGGAAGGAAAAAAAAAAAAAAAAAAAUGGUGAUCACACUUUAGGUGAAAUGUGGCCGUGCGCAGCAAUCUGCGCUAAGCAGCUCAGCUGGCAGCUGUCCAGGCUACGAGCCGAUGACUCGCCUCCCGUAAGAGCUUCAACGGCGACACCAACCGUUUCCUCUUUAUUUCGGAUUAAACCUGAAUGCUCACUCAGCUCCGUUGGCCACAGAGAUUUGUUUAUUUUUGCUUUUAAUCCAAUGCCAAGACACGGAACCGGCCUAGAUAACGGCAUACGUAAAAGUACGUUAAGUCCACAACGAGA
Messenger RNA from Cynoglossus semilaevis (tongue sole), 2267 nucleotides. Its product is annotated as leucine-rich repeat transmembrane neuronal protein 4. The transcript has 3 exons. Gene Ontology annotation, cellular component: plasma membrane. The record is from RefSeq and is a predicted model, not a curated record. Gene Ontology annotation, molecular function: protein binding. The coding region runs from base 130 to 1695 and encodes 521 amino acids. Lineage: Eukaryota; Metazoa; Chordata; Actinopteri; Pleuronectiformes; Cynoglossidae.